AACAUCAUAAUGUGUCUGGAGACGUUAAUAUGUUUGUUUUCAUGCGUCAAGUAUAGUUAAGUCAGUGUCCUCCUGCGGAGCUAAAGAAUUGGCUUUGGAAGAAAACGCUGCAGCUAUUAACAAUAUUUUCCAGUGAAGCCCUGACAUCCCCCACCCCUGUCAACAUGGCCACAGAUUCAAUGGAGAUUGAUGACUCCCUGUACAGUCGACAACGGUACGUUCUUGGAGAUAGUGCUAUGCAACAGAUGGCACAGUCCUCAGUGUUUCUAAGUGGACUGGGCAGUAUCGGAGUUGAGAUAGCAAAGAACAUUGUGCUGGCAGGAGUAAAGGCUGUAACACUUCAUGAUACAAAAGUUUGUGAUAUGUGGGAUCUGGGCGUCAAUUUUUUCAUUCGAGAAGAGGAUGUUCACAAUCAAAGAACCAGAGUGGAGGUCAUGUAUCCUCGUGUUGCUGAGCUGAACCCAUAUGUGCAGGUGGGAGUGUCCACCUGCCCCCUUGAUGACGGCACUGAUCUGAGUUUUCUCAGGGGCUACCAGUGUGUCGUGUUGACGGAUGCUCGUUUGAGUCUGCAAAAGAAAGUGAAUGAAUUCUGCCAUUCCCAACAGCCUCCUAUUGCAUUUAUUGGCUGUGAGCUUCUGGGUGUGUGUGCUCGUGUCUUCUGUGAUUUUGGGGAAGAGUUUGAGGUGUCUGAUGCCACAGGAGAGGAGUCCAAGGAGCUGUUUAUACAGAACAUCACUCAGGCUAACCCAGGGGUCGUGACCUGCAUGGAUGGAAGGAGUCAUGGGCUGCAGACGGGACAAACUGUUGUGUUUAAAGAAGUCAAUGGAAUGGAUGAUCUAAACAGCAUGCAACGCGAAGUUACAGUGCUGUCCCCACACAGUUUUUCUAUUGGAGAUACGUCUUCCCUACCCCCCUACAACCAUGGAGGAAUCUGCCGCCUGGUUAAAACACCUCACACCUUCUCCUUUGAAACAAUGGAAAGGCAAUUAUGCAACCCUCAGGUGUUGACAGCAGACUUCAGUAGACCAGAUGCUUCGCUCCAGAUCCAUGCCACCAUGUUAGCUCUCAAUACCUUUCAGGACCAGCAUAGACGGCUGCCUAACAUCGGGUGUUUUCAGGAUGCUGAAGUCUUACUCAGGCUCACAGAAGAAGUCAAUGAGACACUCACGCCAAAAGUGUGUGUGGAUCAGGACCUUGUGCAGUGUUUGUCUCGGAGUGCACGCGGCUGUCUGGCUCCUCUUGCGGCAGCAGUUGGAGGAUUUGCCAGUCAGGAAGUUCUAAAGGCCCUCACAGGGAAAUUUACCCCACUCCAGCAAUGGUUGUACCUUGAUGCCAUAGAAGUGGUGCGACCACUUCAAUCGCUACCUGUUGAAGAAUUUAUGCCCAGGGGUGACCGGUACGAUGCCUUGAGGGCGUGUGUGGGAGAAUCUCUCUGUCAGGAGUUGCACAAGCUGAGGCUCUUUAUGGUGGGCUGUGGGGCCAUUGGCUGUGAGAUGUUGAAGAACUUGGCAUUGCUAGGAGUUGGUCUGUCAAAGUGCUCAGGCGAGGUGUGUAUAACAGAUCCUGACCUCAUAGAAAAGUCCAACCUCAAUAGACAGUUCCUCUUUCGACCGCACCACAUUCAGAAACCCAAGAGCACCACAGCCGCCAUGGCAACCCUUGAGAUCAACCCGGACGUAUGUGUUGAUGCCCACCUCAACAAGGUGUACCCCGCCACUGAAGAUAUCUACAGUGACACAUUCUUUUCCAGACUUCACACAGUUAUCACUGCUUUGGAUAAUGUGGAGGCCCGUCGUUACGUGGACAGUCGCUGCCUGUCCAAUCAGAAAUCUAUGCUAGACUCUGGUACCAUGGGAACUAAAGGCCACACAGAGAUCAUUGUUCCCAAUCUGACGGAAUCGUACAACAGCCAUAGGGACCCACCUGAAGAAGAGAUUCCAUUUUGCACAUUAAAGUCGUUUCCUGCUGUAAUCGAGCACACUAUUCAGUGGGCAAGAGAUAAGUUUGAGAGCUCCUUUUCCCACAAGCCCUCCAUGUUCAGCAGGUUCUGGCAGAACUACUCCUCAGCAGAGGACGUGCUCCAGCGAAUGAAGUUGGGCGAGAGUAUGGAGGGUGCAUUUCAGGUUGUGAAGCUGUUGAGUCGCCGGCCGGUGCAAUGGAGGCAUUGUGUAUCACUAGCACGCCUUAAAUUCGACAAGUACUUCAAGAGAAAGGCUUUGCAACUUCUUCACUCCUUUCCCCUUGACACCCGGUUAAAAGAUGGAUCUCUCUUCUGGCAGUCUCCGAAGCGUCCUCCGUCUCCCAUAGAGUUUGAUCUCAGUGAUCCCUUGCAUGCAAGCUUUAUAGUGAGCACUGCUCGACUUUAUGCUGGAAUCUACAACAUCCCCUAUUCAGAAAAGGAUGUUUCACUAGAAGCAGUAUCUGCGGCUCUAGCUGAAGUGCAGAUUCCAGAGUACGUACCAGCAGAUAAGAGCAUAGAAACGGAUGAGGCUGCCAAGAAGCCUGACCAGACGAAACUUUCAGUCAGCAGUGAAGAGGAGAGAGAGGCUAUCACACAGCUAGAGGAGAUCAUCAGCAGACAUACUUUAACUUCAGAGCAUUUCUGCAUGACGCCACUGUUCUUUGAGAAAGACGACGACUCAAAUGGUCACGUGGAUUUUGUGACUGCUGCAUCAGCGCUAAGGGCUCAGAUGUACGCCAUUGAGCCUGCCGACCGCUUCACUACCAAGCGCAUUGCCGGCAAAAUCAUCCCAGCAAUUGCAACGACAACUGCAGCCGUUGCAGGACUGGUCGCCCUGGAACUCAUAAAAGUUGCUGGCGGUUAUGAAUUUGAAGCGUUCAAGAACUGUUUCUUUAACUUGGCCAUUCCAGUGAUGGUGCUGACAGAAACAGCACCUGUGAAGAAAACAUACAUCAGAGAUCACAUAUCAUUUUCCAUCUGGGAUCGCUGGAACAUUUAUGGUCACAAGGACUUCACGCUCAGUGAUUUCAUCAGUGGAGUGCAGGAGAAGUACGGAGUUGAGCCUACAAUGGUUGUCCAUGGAGUGAAGAUGUUGUUUGUCCCUGUGAUGCCUGGCCAUAAGAAAAGGCUCAAAUUCACGAUGCUGAAACUUGUGAAACCUUCAGCAGAGCGGCGGUACGUGGAUCUGACCGUGUCCUUCGCUCCUGAAGUUGAUGGUAAUGAAGACCUGCCUGGGCCCCCUGUGCGCUAUCAUUUUAGCCCUGCCCCGAGUCUCUGACAACCCCCACCCCCCCACACACACACACGCACACACACACACACACACUGCUUGAGGACCACUAGCAGACAUGCACUUGACCUCUCCUCAUCGACCACUAUCUGUAUAUAGAUCCCCCUUUUUGUAUUACCAUGAAUUAUCAUCAUUAUUUAUUAUUGAUUUAUUAUCAAUAAUUAUCAAUUCUUUGUAUUAUCAAUUGGCGCAGAGAGCCCAGACUGAUGCCUUACCUUAGUGCUUUAACUGCUCAGACGAGUGGCUGCUGAUCAGCUGCUGAUUCUGGUGAUUGAUAAUCAGAGGAUCGAAAUGAACACACCGUGAACACGCCAGUGCCUCCAUGAAGGAGUGCUGGUGGGAAGUCACGUCACGGGAUGCAGUGCUUUGCUGGAUCGAGGGCUCACAGAGAACGAGAAUACCCAGAGCCUCACUUCAUCUGAGAACUACAGAUUGCAUUCAUCCCAGGAAAAUCAUAGCAGACUGUCUCUUGGGGGGUUCCAAGAAAGCCCCGUCCAUGGUGUUUUGUGGCGGUAAUGUGGCAGAUAUGUUUAAGAACCCAAGGGCAAGGCAAGGGAUCCAUUCCAUUAUCCAAACUCCCGUCCUCGAUUUGUGCUUGUGGCGUCGCUACUCUGCUGACACCCCGGCUCCCUAGAGAAAACAAAGUUUCCCCGCUGUCAGCCUAGUCACAUCAACUUUUGGGGGACUUUCCCCCCCAUUCAACAUACUGAUUGAAAAUGAGAAAAUGACCUUUGAAUUGCUCCUUUGCGAGAUAUUGAAUUAAACUUCUAUUAGCAGUGACGUCUUUGGAUGUCAUCAUGAGGUCACAAACACAGGGGAGGACGGGAGAUUACAUAUUGAAAGGGACCAUGGUGUGUGUCCCCAUGCUGACUUGCAAACAGGCUUGCUGGUUCUGAGUGUACUGGAUGUUGUGAAAAUGCCACCUAGUGGCUCCAGAGGGAACUGUGAGUUUAAGUGGUGAUGCCGCCUCUUUUAUUUGUCAGCCCUUUAAAAGCCAGCUGUCCCACAGAGGCAUGGCCAAGUUUGCCCAGCAGGAGUUUGCUGGUCACGAUGUCAACCAUCUCCGUCUCUGAUGAUGUCAGCAGAUUGAAAGAAUAAAGCAGAGCUAAAGUGCAAAAUGAAA
Molecule: messenger RNA, 4374 nt
Organism: Engraulis encrasicolus (European anchovy)
Lineage: Eukaryota; Metazoa; Chordata; Actinopteri; Clupeiformes; Engraulidae
Gene: uba6
Product: ubiquitin like modifier activating enzyme 6
Exons: 32
Coding region: 165-3239 (1024 amino acids)
Biological process (GO): protein sumoylation
Cellular component (GO): SUMO activating enzyme complex; cytoplasm
Molecular function (GO): SUMO activating enzyme activity
Source: RefSeq, a predicted model, not a curated record